AUGGAAGCAGGACCCUCGGGAGCAGGUAUGGAGGACGCUGGUGGGGGGGGGGACGGCUUAGAAGGAAUGCAGGGGGGAAUCUUGGAAGGAGGAAGAUGCAAUAGGUCCAGGGGCUUAGGGGAGCAAGUGCAAUUGAGAGGAGGGCGGCUGAGAGCCAAGGGUGGUGUGCAAAGGGACAUGGGGGCAGCGCGAGUCUGCUGCAUGUUUGGGUUCAGCUUUUUGGUGGGCCGCAGUAUGUUUGGGGGCUUAUGGGGAGAAGUGCAAUUGAGGGGAGGGGGCUGAGAACGGUGGGAGGCCUGCUGAGGAACAGCGUGGAGGGUUUUUUUUUUGGAAGGGCGAGCUGUGUUGGGGACUACAGGGGGCUUGAGGGGUUUAGGGGAGCUGCUGAGGGAAGGGGAGCUCAGGAGCAAGAGGCCUGCCGAGGCAGAGGAGUGGUCAGUGGGGGGGUUACAAAAGGAGGGUCUGCAGCUGCUGUAUGUGUGUGCCGUGGGGGGGGGGGUGGCCCAUACGGGUGCAAGUGUGAGAUCAAAGAGGUCUGCCGAGGAGCGGAGUGGCAAAUCGUGUGUGUGUGUGUGCUUGCAGUGCGCGUACGUGGGGGAUGCAGGAAGGAUGAGGACACGGAGGGGGCUGUGCGGAUGAGGGGCGGGAGGAGACAUGGAUCGGUGGGGGAGGGGAGAGAAUGAGAAGCCUUGGGAGUUUGAGAAAGGAGUCCCGGCGUGGCGUCCAGGGCACCUGGAGCCACAUGUGGAGAGGGAGUUGUCUGAUGGGUUCCAGUUGGGGCUGCAAGAGUAGUUGGCAAAGAGAAGGGGAUGCUGUGGGGUGGAUGGGAGGAAGUGGGCAUCCCCAGGCAAGUUGGAGGGGCUGGGGGCUAAAGAAGCACUUGCGUUGGGGGUGUUCUUGCCUAGGGAAAGGGGGAAGCAGGAGCAUAUUGAGAGGGACAAAAUGCAGUAAGGAGAGGAUUGGGAAGAAACACACACACACACACACACACACAGAGAGUGGGACGAAAGGUUGGGGACGUCCCCCAGUAUCCUAAGUGUGUUAGAUAGGAACAGGCAAGGAUGACUUUAAAACUGCCCAUCCCCCUCUCCAACAGAUUGAUGUGCAGGGAUUAACUUUGUGCAUGGUUACAUCCACAUCAUACAUUUAAAGUUCAUGGCUCCUGCCACCAAAAAAACGUGUCCCAUUAUCUGCAUUUUGUUACAGGUGCUGGGAAUUGUAGCUUUGUACAGUUUCCAGGACUGUAUGUGUAAAUCUGUGUGCUUUAAUUGUAUGAUGUGGAUGUGACCUGUUGUUUCAAAUUGAUUUUUAAGAAAAUGUAAACCACUUUGAGGUAACUUGUGACAAAAAGCAGUAUAUAAGCACUACUACUACUAAUAGUAUUAUUAUGUGCAGCAAGGUGAGAGAGGCCUGUUGAGUACUUAAGUGGAGGCAGAUGAGAAAUCUGCAGCAUUAGUACAUCCACGUCCAAGUUGAGUUGGGGGAGAUGUUGGCCUAGCAAGGUAUGAAAUGCCUUAUGGCUCUUGAAAGGAGAAUGUUGCAAAGGAGAGAAGAUAUGGAGAGUAAGAGUUUGCUGGGCACUGAGAGGUCCAAUAGCUUUUGAAAGAGGGCAGAAUGUGGUGCUGCAGAGCCUCACUUCAGCACAAAUCACCCUGAAUAGGAGAGCACUAAGAGGAGCUUUCUCAGCACUGGGUCUCCUGGGUUUAAAGGAGUCUGGCUGAUUCAGGAGCAAAACUGACUUUAGGUGAGCGAGCAAAGCUUUGCUUGUUACCUAGACAGGGGUGUGAAGGUGGGUGAGAGAGAGAAAAACAAAUGCCCUGUCUAGGAAGAGGAGAUAAAAUGCUGAAUCUUUGCGCAAACAUUUUUGUAAGAAUACUCAUUGCUGCUUAAUUGAGAUUUGGGAAAUGAUUUUGGGGGCUGGGUAGUGGAGGGGACAUAGAGGCAUUCAUGCUGCCCCCUUCACUGUAUCAGGAAAGCUGGGAGGUUGAGAUUUGAGUGGCUGAGCAUGCCUGAAAGCUGGAUGGUGAGGGGACAGAAGCAGAAAGAUAAGGAUCCCUUGUUAGGACAAGGGAAGCUGGCAGCAGCUGGGUCCUUGGUGCGCCCCCCCCCCCCCCGCUUUCCCUCCAGGCAUAGCUAAGAGGUUUGAGGGGAAGAUAUAUGCCCACUGCCUUUGAGUAGCUGGAGGAGGAAAGAUUCUCUUCCAGCCUUUGUCAAGUGGGUGCCCUCCAGGUGUUUUGGACGGCAAAUCCCAUCAGCACAAGUAAUAGUCCAGAACAACUGGAGGGCAACUCCAGCCUGGCGGAGAGGCUGUUGUCCUGUUUUUGUGUUCUGAAGGAGUGAUCAGAAGGCUAUUGAAACCCAUCAGUAUGUAUGUGUGUGUGUGUGCGCGCCGUUUCUUUUGUUGGCUUUUACAAAAGUAGAACAUCUUCCUUUCAGACCUACUUUAAAUUGACACACGAAGCCCUUCUAGGUUGAUGGGGAAGAGAAUUGACGCUUGAGUUUCCUGACAUCUUUUCGGAUAUGGUUUGUUUUUUUAAAAAGCUUUCCCAUAGCGCCUUGUAGAGGGAAAACCUAACUUCCAGGGAGGUGGGUGAUUGUUUACUACACUAGCAAAGUGCUUUGUGGUCUCUUGCUUCAUUGUCUCCUCAAUAGCCUUGUUAGGCUGGGUCACUGCUAUUAAAAAAGUGUUGCGGGUGGUGAUCUGUCAGGCUGAUGAGACUGGUGUGCCCAUGGCUACUUAGUGGCUGGUUCCGUGUGACUCUGAGCCAGGUUCUAGAAACAUAGGAAGCUGCCUUAUACUGGUUCCACUGGCUCAGCAUUGUCUACAUUUACACUGUCUGGCAGCAGCUCUCCAAGGUCUCUGAGAGGAGGCAUUCCCAGCGCUACCUGGAGAUGCUGGGGGGAUUAACCUUGGCCCUUCCUCGUUCAGUACAGGUUAUCUGCCACUGAGUUAUCUAGCUUAUUGUGGUUUACAGGGCAUGAGCUGUGUGCCCAUGCACAUGGCCUGAUUGCUUCUGCUUGCUCUUCCCCCUAGCAGGAGCAGGAGAAACAAAUCAGCCAGCCUUGGCUUUGCAGACUGACCAAGCCCAGGGUUUGUGGUUUUGGUUUUCUCUAACAAGCCACAGCAAACCAACAGCAAAUCAUGGGUUUGGACUGGCCAGCAAUUGUGGCUUGUUAGGGAGCAAUAGAUCGCGGCCCCUUGUUUAGCCAUAACACAAAGUCUUAAGUUUCUGUUUCAUUUAUUCUCCUUGCUCUAGGGCAGGGCUGACGUAGGGACAGCUGGGCAGCGAUGUACAGCACCCUGCCCAGGCUCAGUAAACCAGAAGGUCUGGCUUAUGACAUGUGAACAUGACCACUGUUUAAAAGAGAUGAGACUUCAUAUGGCUUUCCCAGGUUUUAAGUCCUCCAACUGCUUCCCAGUUAGGUUGGUGAGAGAGGAGUGGGGUUUGCUGACAUAUUAAGUUGGUUGUCUGCUUGUCAGGCCAUAACUCAGUGGCAGAACAUCUGCUUUGCAUGCAAAAGGUCGCUGGUUCAAUCCUCACCCUCUCCAGGUAGGGCUUGGAGAGACUCCUCCUGCCUAACAUCCUGGAGGGGUCUGACUCUGUAGAAGGCAGCUUCCUGUGUUCCUGGUAUUCUUUAAAAUAAAGGCAGAGCCCAAGAGUGAAGGCUAGCUUGCUUCCAGUUCUGGUUUUAAUUUGUGGAAAUGCACCCAUAAAGUUUUUGUGUGAUGAAGGUUGCGAUCCUAACCCCACUUUACCUGGGAGGAAGACCCACUGAGUUCUGGGCGGGUAUGGUUAGUCUUGCACAGGGCAGCUGCCUCAUUAGAAGGACUUACACCAUAUUUGUUUCAGAAACUAGACAUGUGUCCGUCCAUCUCUUUGGAGGCAGGGCUUGAACCUGGAGAAAGGAAAUUAAUUAAGAUGGUGCCUUUGACCAAGUGGAAGUGUCCAUUCUUAAAGAAAAUUUGUUCCUGGAACCAGUAUUUGAAAUUUGCCAGGUGCUAGGCAAAUUUGGCACCUGGCUAUCUGCCACUUGCGACCAAGUGAAUAUGUUUCGGCGCCUGGAUGGUACCUGAUGUCUUUGACAUCUGGAGGUGCAUGCCUGGGGGACCAUUGGAUCGUGCCUGUUUUCACACACUAACAUUACAUCCUGUAGAAUUCUAUCUGUGAUAUUUUAUCUGCACAAUCAGAAUAUAGCUUAUAUAUCUGAAUUUCUAACACUCCCCAUACGUGCUUAGAUGGCCCUUUUCCAGCUUGAAAAGCAAAGACAACUUCUCUAAGUUUCUCUGGCUGGCUGCCUCAGUUACAAUUCUUACUUGCUACCAGAAGCAAAGUGGCUAACUACAAGUUGGACUUUUCCAAAAGCCAAUUUUGGCAUUAAGCUGUACUCAGUUGUAUUCAGUGGAAUAUCUCUGUUGGUACAGCAUGAGAGUCUUAGUAUCAGAGUUGUGGGUUCGAGCACCACAUUGGGCAAAAGAUCUCUAUAUUGCAGAGGUUGGCCUGGAUGACCUUUGGGGUCCCUUCCAACUCUACAAUUCCACAAUAAACCUAGCAAUUUAGAGUGUUGCCCAAUUAGCCAUAUGACUUGUAUUGGCUUGAUCAAUCUGUGUCAAUGUAAGUAUAGCUUAUCAAGAAAUAAGCCUCUACGGAGCCUAUCUUGUGUGAGUUGUUGUGUUUAGAAGAAGCCAAGUGAGAACAGACACUCAUUAAGGGAUGCAACAGCAGACAUUUCUGCAUUUGUCUCUGUGUCCAGAGUGGCUUGAAUGCUCCUGUUUGCAUGCAGAGGUAUGGCAGGCUGCUUCCUUUCUAGAUAUGGCGCCUCAUGGUACACAGUUUGAUGGCUGUGAACCCUAAUGGCUCAUCUUGACAAAUUGAUUGCAGAUGUGAACUGAGGAUGUGUUGAUAACUCCACAAGGCGGAUUUUACUUUGAUAGAUAAAAUACGGUAAAUAGGAUUGCAUCCCAACUAAGUUAGUCAUGUCCUUCCUUUCAGUAGGUCUCCUCUGAGUAGGAUCGGGGAUGUUUGACUCAAAAGUUUCAAGUGCAAAUCAUUUGUCGAACAUUUUGCAUCAAUUUUACCACUUCAAAAUAACCAAUCUGGCUCAGUCCAGCGACGAAAGUGUAAAAUUCUUAAGAGUUAAAUUAUGCCACUUUUGCUGAGUUCCUACAGAAUUGCGACUUACGGAACAGCUGGGGUUCACAGCCACACCAUUGGCUGCUGUGUGAUAUUUGUAGGGGUGGGAAAUGUUUAGUUUCACAAGUUCGUUAAAAAGAAUGAAUGGAUGCCUAUUUCAAGUCAGGUUGUAGAUGAGCUUGGCAACGUACGAGUUUUUAGCUUUGUUUACUAAAUACCAGUAAAAUAAACAUGCUAGAUUAGAUCGCUCUCUAGGGCAGUGCUGGGAAACCUUGAGCUAUGAGAACUGUUAUUUUGCCUGCAGCAUUGUUAACCCUAAACCAUGCCUGCCUGUCUGCCCAUCACCUGGUGUCAUAUGAUAUCAGGUGUGGGUGAGGUAAGUUCAGCCAAUCCAAACUGAACAGGAGAUGUUCUCCCAAUUCUUAUGUUCUGUGCGCAGGUAAAAUUUCUUGCUUUUUGAAUACGACACCUUUUUUGUUGUUGCUGAACUGCAGUGACAGAAAAGGCACCAAACACAAAAAGUACAGAAUUAUUUCUGGAUAGCAACCUGCCCCUGAAAUAAAAUCCUGUUAAGCAUGCUGGGAAUUGUAGCUCUGUGAACUACAGUUCCCAGGAUUCUUUGCGGGGGGGGGGCUGAGAGCCAAGGGUGGUGUGCAGAUUGAGAGCUGGUUCCUAGAGGAGUGAUUAAUGACAUGUGUUGCCAGCAGUCACAACUUUGCUGCCGUUUGGAAAGCGAUGGGUCUGUGUGUGUGGUUCGCCCUCCCCCUCUUUCCCCUUUGGGAUCUCACUUCUCUCCCCGCCCCCAGUUAAUUUAUUGAAACAGCAGGAGAGUAUGUGGGAGAGAAAGGGUUGGGUGGAGGUGGCAGUUUAUCCUCCCAAAAGCCUCCGUGAAAACAAAACUACUCCAUGUGUCCUGUGUUGUCUAGGAUCGUUGGUUCAUCCCCCUCCCCCCCCUUGUGUUGGGGGUGCAAGGAUCUAAAUAGACAUGUUAAUUUCAUGCCCUCCUAACAGGGCAGCCCCCAUCAAGCAGCUGUUGAUCUAGAGCUGGCUGACAGCUGUUAAGACAAAUCCUUUGUUUAGGAUGGGGAUUAUCUCAAAACAGAGGUUCGGAGGCCUUGAAUUCUCUCUGCACACCCAAAUAAAGAUGCUUGGGGGGGAAAGGAUGGGUUUCAGGGGGAAACCAGACGUGGACGUUCUCGUUGGAAUAUGCUGCCUCUGGUGAGCAGGGGAAAAAAGAAGUUUGCUGCCGGAUAUUUCAGUGGCAAAGUCUGGUUUCAUACUGCUGGAUGUGUUAUGCUGCAACUGAAAAUAGGCUUCCUCCCCUCCUUGUGCCCCUCUGCUUAGGCUCAUUCAUUUGCAUGACAAAGUGGAGGCUUAAUGCAACUUUGCCAUGGUGAGUGGAGGUAUGCAGAGAGGCACCCCCUUGUUUCGAGGGAGAAUGGGGCAGGUCUUGAUAAAGGGGUGACUGUCUCUCUGGGUUCCCCUGUGCUGGCUUUGGUUACUUGCAUUUUGUAGAUGCGGUUUCUUCAACUGUGCCAUGGCGAUGACCUCAAGCUCCUUAUGACUGGGUUGCCCAAAUGUCUUGUCUGCAUCUGCGAAGACAAUUUGUUUGGAUGGUAUUCGUAAUAGGGCUGCCAUGGUGGUGGUCCCGCAGUUAAGUGGAAUUAGACCUUGCUCUAAGUUGGGCAGGACCCAUCCCAUGUGGUCUUUACAUGGGCCUUGAAGACCUCCUCUUUCAUGAAGGCCUUCGUGUAAUAUAAAUGGGGGUUUCUAUGCUGGGGGUCUGCUGACAUUUCUUUUCGCUGCUGGUGUAUUUUAGUCUACUUUGUACUGUCUUUUAGGGCUAGUGUUGCAAUAAAGUGGAUAUAUUGAAUUGCUACCUUUGUAUAUUUCGUUCUGUUGUGAACAGCUUUGUGGAGCAAGUGCUCAAAAAUCCUAUCAUCUUUGUUUUUAAUUGGUGCAAAUGGAAGUUGUGUUUUCAUCUGGUAAAGUUAAGUUCAUUGUGGUUGCUGAUUCCCCCCUUGCCACCCUUCUGUUCUGUGGAUCAUUGGCUCACCUUUUACAGGUAAGAGCCACAGUGGAGUAUGGAAGUCCUUGUUGUCUCUUAAUUUCCUUCCCUUCCUUCAAGGAGCACAGCGGGGUCCCUGGAAUUGCUUGUCAUCUUUUUAUUUCUAGACAGUUAUAUCAAACGUUAGUCACAUUCAGAACAGAUGCAUUGAAAUGAAAUAACAAGAGUGACUUUGGUCCAUUAAUGUCAAUGGUUCUUCUCCGAGCAGAACUUAGUUGGCCUCAGCUUGUCUUCUUGAAUUUCAGCUAAAGCAGGGGUACAAACCUGGUGGCCCUACAGAUGUUGGUGGACUACAAAUUCCAUCAUCCGUGACCAUUGUCUAGGUUAAGAUCCUUCCUCUAGUAAAACUAAAAACCCAACAAAGUCUUAAACAGUCUUUUAAAGCAUGGGUUCUACCUCUAAACACGAUGGUGUUUGUACAUAGGAUAGCUAGCUCUCCGUUUUUACCCUCACAGCAACCCUGUGAGGUGGGCUAGACUGAGAGGCUGGCCCAAGAUCACCUGGUGAGCUUCAUGGCCAAGUGGGGAUUUGAACCCUGAUCUCCCAGGUCCUAGCCUGGCACUCUAACCACUGUGCCACCACUAAAACUCUCCAGUAUUUUAGGGUGUGUGUGAGAUGUUAAGUUUAAAAAAAAUAUUCUCUGCCAUGAAAUCACAAAAGCUCAAACACAAAACAAGCAACAGUUAUGGCAUUCCUGCAAGGUAGUGUUAAAAUGAAAUUUCUAACUCAUUUAAAUUGCUUUGCAAUGAGCGCAAUUUGCAUACCACAUUUCUGCGUAUUGGAGAUGAUGAACAGGUGGCCGCUUUGCACUUAUUCUGCAAUAUCUAUUCAGAAGCUAUUGCCCCUGGAUGUGAGUGGAAAAUGUGCAGUUAGGUACUGAACAAUCUUGAGCUUUUGAAAAUUAGGAAAACCAGUGCAUCUUGGCUGUCUCAUUUCAGGAACCUUGAGUAUUUUUGCCAUCAUAGCUCUGCACUCAGGAAGCUUGGUUUCUUAGGAACUUGAAAAGACAUAAAAGUCGUGUUCAAAUGCUACUUUCCCAGAACCUGUGACCAUGCUGAGAUUAGGAGCGGAUCUUGGGCUUGAAGACCUGCUCACUCACUUCCCUGCCUCCACCACCGUGCAUGCUGCAUAACCAGAGCUGUGAUAUUGCAGGAGCACUGGGCAAAGUGCAAAGAUUUGUAUUGUCACCGAAUUCAGCUUUUUGAGAAUCUCUGCUUUUUUAAGGCAAGCAUCUAGCCCUCCUGACUGUGAGUAUAUAGAAUGGACAUGCUCCCUGUCUUGGUCAUAGCUCAGUGAUAGAGCACCUGCUUUGCUUCCAGAAGGCUCCAGAUUCAAUUCUCAGUGGCAUCUCUGGGAAUUUCCCCUGCCUGAAACCAUGGAGAGGUGCUGUCAGUCAUUUUAGACCAGUGAUUAGCUUAUAUAUCUGAGUUUCUAGCACUGGACCCAAGUUUGAAAAAGGCUGGUGUAGGCAGUACUGAGUCAGAUGGAUCAAUGACCUGACUCUAAACAAGGCAGCUUCCUAUGUUCUGGGGUAGGGCAAGUAUUGGCUGAAAAAGCUUCAUGGUGCCUUGGGGGAAGUGCUUUGGAGGAGGUCUGAAUCUCUGGGGUAGAGGAUCUCCUCGGCCUUCGGGAGGUCCCAGGCUCAACCCCCAGCAUCUCCAGGUAGGGCUGGGAGAAAGACCCCUAUGUGAAACUCUAGACAGUCUCUUGUUCAUCAGUGCGGACAGCACUGGGCCAAAUGGAGCAGUGGUCUUGUUUGGGCUAAGGCAGCUUCCUGUGUUCUUUGGGGGUGUUGGUGUCGCUUGCCUCUUGGGCAGGCAUUCUGCCAUGGGUAAGUCCUAGGGUGCAGUGAAAAGAGGGGUGGGAAAGCAGCUGGGUGCCAAGGAUCUCAGGCGGUGGUGUGUAGCUAAUGUCUGGAGUUUCAUCUUGCCAGCUGGGAUGCUGAGCUUUAAUUUAUGCAUCGUGGCCACUCUUCCCUUGUCUGCCGUCCAGCCAUAAUUCGCCCGCCAGCCAUCCCCCUUGUUGUGUCGCUCACGGGCAACCACUUUUAAUCUGUGCAUUGAUUCCUUGACUUCAUUAAUUAAUCUGCAAGGCUUUCAAGAGACAGGGCUUGGCAACGGUCCGAAAGCUGGAGCAAAUCUGCAUUUGUGUUUUAUGUGAAACUCUGUGGCAUCCUGGCAACUCCACAGCAAUUUCACUCCUUCUGUGUGGUUUAAGACCUUUGAAAUGUCCCAAACCAUCUCGCGGAGGCUGUUACUGCGGAAAAGCAACAGCUAAUCCUCAACUUGAUCUGUAUUGCAGGUGGAGGGGUGAGGAGGGUGAGAGAGAGAGAGAGAGAGAGAAGGGAAGAUGCAUUGAAUGAGCCCUGGGGGAAUCUGGGAGAGUUUGGUCCCCAUUGUGUGUCUCUCUAGUCCACAGCUGCGCCUUGUCCAUUCAUUUUUGUCCUGCAAACGUGUGCAGUGACGCGGCAGGAGCCCUGCCACAAACUGUUCUCAGACUGGGUGUGCUAAAGAUUCUGGUUUUCUUUUUUAAUAGUCUGUGGGCUUAGCCAUGCCAUCUUGCCAAGUGUGAUCCAGCCACAUACUUUCUUUUGUUCAACUCCUCCUUUCCCCCAAGGCAGUCCUUGGACACAAAAGUAUUUUGCACCCAGAUCCACAGGAUGUGGGAAGGGUAUGGCAAAGGUGCAUUGGGGAGAGCCUUAAAUUCUGGGGCCAAGGAAGAACUUUGCAACUCCACACCUUUAAUAUAUAUAACCUGUUUAAUCUCCUGUCCCAAAUUGUCAAUUUCAUUUCUCUUACUGGAAAUAUCGGUGGAGAUUUUUCAUUUUUUUAAAUGGUUUAACAAUGCACUGAUUGAACAAGUGCUUUCUUUUAUGUGUCUAGAAGCUUACCCAGAAGUCUGUGGUGAGGUACUUUGCCAAAAGUUUUGUGAAAGUCCAUGUAUACUAUGUUAACUGGAUUACCCCUAUCUAUAUGUGUGUAGACUCUCUUCUCUUAAAGGUAAAGGGACCCCUGACUGUUAAGUCCAGUCGUGAACAACUCUGUGGUUGCAGUGCUCACCUCACUUUACAGGCCGAAGGAGCCGCCGUUUGUCUGCAGACAGCUUCUAGGUCAUGUGGCCAGCAUGACUAAGCCGCUUCUGGCAAACCAGAGCAGCGCACGGAAACACCGUUUACCCUCCCGCUGGAGCGGUACCUGUUUAUCUACUUGCACUUUGACAUGCUUUCGAACUACUAGGUGGGCAGGAGCUGGGACCAAGCAACGGGAGCUCACCCCAUCAUGGGGAUUUGAACUGCCGACCUUCUGAUUGGCAAGCCCUAGGCUCUGUGGUUUAGACCACAGCGCCACCUGCAUCCCAUAUGUGCGUGUAGACUCUCUUCUCUUAAUGUACGCUUAAUAAGUUGUUGACAUUACUGAGCAAGAUGGCUCAGUGGUCUCUCUGUAUAAGGCAGUGCUAUCAAAACCAGAUCAGCAAGGAACCCCCAGUGGCACUCAACAGCCGUCAUUUAAUGAGGCACAGGAGAAUGGGAAGAGGUUUUUAGCUCUUUCUUAAAAGUCAUUGACAAUUGUGGCAGACUGACUUCCCUUAGUAAAGUGUUUGCUAUGCUGGUUGGGGCUGAUGGGAGUUUUAGUGUAGAACAUCUGGAGGGCACCAGGUUGGAGAAGGCUGCUUGAAUGCUCCCAAGGAUGCUUCUUAGAACGGUCCCUUUCGAGUUCCAGAUAAGAAUGUGAACCUGUUCCUUAUAUAUCAGUAGUUCUAGAACUAUGAUAUGUGGAAGUGUUGUUGUGGAGCCAUUGAGAAAUAUCUGUAUUGAAUAUCUAUCUUUACUUGUCCUUGCAUGGGAUUCUGCCCCCACCCCCAAAGAUGGAGAUCAGUUUUGCAGAACAUCUUAGUUCAUAAAACAUCUUAGUUAACAUCCAUCACUCUAGAGCAGUGGUUUCCAACCUUUUUUUGACCAUGCCCCACCUAAGCAUCUCUAAAAUCCUGAUGCCUCCCUCCUCCCAUGACAUAUAAUUCUUAUUAUUCAAAAAACGAACUCCUAUUCACAUGGAGGAAGCCUAAAAGGCCAUUAACAUGGUCUAACACAUUCUUAAAUUGGCCCCCCAUAAAAAUCAAAUUGCCCCCCUGUGGGGCAUGUGCCCCACAUUGGGAACCACAGCUCUAGAGAGUAAAGACAAGGGUUAUUAAAAGUGAGUUGAGGAUGUGCCUUGAUUUGUAGAACUAAUAAAGUUUAUUAAGUUGUCUGCUUAGACCCGCCCCCUGCCCCCGCAGUUUUCAAGUGGUCUGCAUUGAGGUUUAGAACUACCGUUCCCAGUGAGGAAUUAGACUGUGUUGAAAGGAAGCGCAGCAGCAGCAGCCUCACAGCAGAGUAAUCCAGAGUAUACCAGUAAGCCAGAAAGCAAAGCGCAGCAGUGUGGCUUGGGAUAAGAGGAUUCCUCUACUUUCUCUAAGCAGUGCUCUUGGGCAAUGGGGGUCAGGGGCUGUUUAAGGUGAAAUGUGGUGGAUAACACCCAGCAGUGGCGCUCUGGCUCCUGUAGACUAGCUACAGGGGUUUAAGCAACAGACGCAUUGACCGUGGAAGUAGAAUGAAGGGAAACACCUGGGGUGCCUGCCCUGCAUGCAAAUCGGCCAUUGAAAGAUGGUUCAACACCUGGUGGGUGUUGUUGUUUUUUAAAAUGACUUUACAUUAAAUCAUGUUUUCAGUGUGGAAGUAUCUGUUCAACGUGGUAGGUGAAAAAGCGACCUGCUAGCUUGCUCUGGGGUGUGCUAUUCAAAUCCUUUGCAUGUUUACUCAGAAGUAAGUCGCACUGUGUUCAUUGGGGCUUACUCUCCAUUAAGUGUGUGCAAAAUUGCAGCAGGUCAGGCAGUGGUGCAGGUCUUCUUUGGUUGACAGCCGAACCAAAGUAAAGCACAUAAAACAAAAUUAAAUGUAUAACAAACAAGACUAACAAUGUAUUCUAAGAAUUCAAGAGAAGAGCAAAAAAACACCCACAAUUGAGCAUGGUCAGUAUAAGGUAGGGACACACACACACACACACACACACACACACCCCAGGGAGGAGAAAAUAAGAGAUGUGUGAUUAAGGAACUGGCCAUCUCAGUAAUAGUUUCCUUAAAAGACAACAAACCAUUCCUGAUUCUCUCCAGAGCUGGUCCUUGAGAUGUGUGACUGGGUGUGUUACUUGGGAUCCUGUCCCAGGCAGAGAAAUGGCUAACUCUACCUCCUGAAACUUUCUACUUCUGCUGGGGGUCUCUGGCAGCAUUGGGUUUAAACAGUUUCUACUGCAGGGCUGAGCAGACUUUAGACUGAUCAAAUUGCUUUUUGUUGCUUAUUAUAAGAGCUACCAACCACAGAGCCAGGUGCAAAAGAGAGUAGUGUUUGAGUUGAAGAAAAGUGAGCAUGUCCUGACCUUAGGAUUUGUUUUCAGCUCAGGAACUGAAGCGAGUUCACAGUCCCUUUGCCCAAGGGGCCAACUCCUACUUCACAUUAUUCAUUUCAGUGGCCUAAUUUAGUUGGGAAAACUCAUUCUGCUGUUGCUGUUGUUAAAGAACUGGGGGUCAGAACCCCUGGCUGACCUACUGUCAGUCACUCAGAGAUCUACUGGUAGAUCAGGAUCUACCACCUGCCAACCCCUGCUCUACAGAACACUGUUUUAGUCCUUUUUCCUAAGUGGUGUGGGCUGCCAAUUUUUGUCUGUGGAUGGUCAGGCUGGUUGAUGGUGCCUACUGAUUCAUUUAUUUUUAAGGGCAAUGAAUCCUCAUCAUCUUCAGGAAAAUCAUGGCAGAUAAUUAGCUGGUUGUUGCCUAACUUAGUUGCACUAAGUUUCUGCUGAAAUCAAUGGGACAAGUUAGUUACAACAUAAAUAAGUAAUGACUAAUUUGUCAUACUUAUUUCAUUGGGACCCAAAUUCUGCUAACUUAGUCUGGAGCCAACCCAAUGUUUGCUUUGCACCCAGCAUCUACCAUAACCACUACCAAGACCUCCCCACUAAAUGCAAGGUUUUCAUUUGAAAUUUUAAAAUGCAAUAUUAAACACAUACAACAACAACUGAUUGUCCACCACCCUCCUCGCUGAGGCUUGUAAAUCAUGUUGCAAUUCUGGAGAGCUGUGUUGGGUGGGAUGCAGGGCUGAUAAUAGCAGUUUGUGGUACGAAGAGGGCUCUUCAGAGAUGGAUGCUGGCCUCCGGGUGACCUUGUAAGGGAGCAGACUCCCAAGUCUGUUCACUGGGGAAGCCGGUAGGUUAAAGGGCAGGUUGAGAUUGAUUGUAGGGUGGAACCUAUUGCUUCCCGGAAUUGCAUGCGAGUGACUUGACUUAAAAAGAACAGCAUGCAAUUGAUCCUUCCCAAAUGUUCUUUCUCUGGGAAGAGUAGUUGAAGAGAGCUAAUUUCCCUCUACGAGAUUUCCCUUCUGUACUCUGAAUCAUCACCACACUUUACCUGAAUCUUCACAUGGCCACAGAAUGGAGUGGUAUAAAGAAGGGCUGUGCAGACCACAGGUAGAAUGACAUUUAUUUUUCUUACUGCUGUGUGUGUGGUUUAAAUAAAAAGCCACCCUACAAAUAAAAAGCAGGAGAGAGAGGUGGGUUAGACCUUUAUCACCAACAUUCUAGAUUUAUUAUUGCAGGAAGUUUUAAAAAAUCCUUAAUAGUGUUGAUCAUCCUGAAGUGGUACAGCUCACUUUGUACAGCCUCAUGACUUGUACCACUUAAUUCUGCUGCCAAGUAGGAAACAGUGCUUAGAGUGGGAUAACUCAGUGGUAAAGCACCUGUUUUGUAUGCAGAAAGAUUCCUGGCUCAAAUGCUGGCAUAUUCCAUUAAAAUCAGUAUCUAGGAGCUGUGUGUGCAUAUAUAUCUGUUUUGGACCCUGUAGCAUCCUCUGCCAAACUGGUACUCUUUCGGACUUCAACACCCAGCAUAGCCAGUAGUCAGGAAUCAUGGGAGCAGUGGUCCAGAACUUCUGGGGGGCACCAGGUUGUGGAAGAUGUUGCUGCUCAGAGCAGAUAAUGCUGUGCCAGACAGACAAAUAGUCUGGUCCAAUAAAAGGCAGCUCCUAAGAAUAUCAUAAGAGCCUUGCUGGAUAAGGCCAGUGAUCCAUCUAGUCCAGCACCUUCUUCUUACAGUGGCCAACCAGAUGCCAAUGGGAAGGCCACAAGCAGGCCCCGAGCACAACAGCACUCUCCCACCCUGCAAUUUCCGCAAAUGUUAUUUAAAGGCAUACUUCCUCUGACAGAGGAGGUCUAGUAGUCCUUGACACAGAACACAGCCAUCAGGGCUAGUAGUCAUUGAUAUUCUCAUCCUUAGUGAAUUUGUGUUACCCUCUUUAGAAGCUGUCCACUUUAGAGGCCAUUGUUACCCCUUGUGGCAGCGAAUUCCAUAAUCCAGCACCCUCUUCUCACAGUGGUCAGGCAGGUGACUCUGGGAAGCCUGCAAGCAAGACCUGAGCAUGGCAACAUCCCCUCUAGUGCAUCCUGCCUUCAAUACUGUAAAUAGUACCUAGCCAUAAUAUUUAGUGGUUAUUGGUAGCCUGUCCUCCAUGAAUUUGCCUAAACCCCUUGUAAAGCCACCAGAGAAGGUGGAAGCGAAAUCCACAAUUGAACUAUGUAUGUGUGGUCUAAAAUCUUCCAUCAUUCAGCUUUACUGUCUGGUGCCAGGUUCAUUUUACUCCAUGCUGUGCAUAAUUCUACACACCUUUAUCAUGUCUCCUUGCUUACUUGCCUGUUUUCUAAACUAAGAUGCCUUAAAUGCUGCAACUUUUCCACACAGGGGAGUCACUCAGGCCCCUUGAUCAUUUUGGUUCCCCUUCUUCACCUUUCCCCCAGCUUUACAAUAUCCCUUUUUUGAGGCACAGUGACCAGAACUGUCCUGUGUUCCCAUGAACAUGAUGCCGGCUGGGGCAGUCCAGGUGUUCUGGGAGUACAGGGUCCACCAGCUCCAGCCAGCACAAACUGUCCAGCCACUAGCAUCUGGGAAUUCUACUUGGUCCGUCCCACACCCCUUUGCCUCUAGUUCUAUUAGGAACCCUUCAGUGAGGUUGGGGGUUGAAAACUUCAUUAUUUCAGGCAGAUUCCUUUGCCACUUUGCAUCUCAUGCAACACUGUUGGCACCAGGGAAAUCUGACUCUUUACUCUUGUUCUCCAUGAAUUUUGGGGUUCCUUUGGUUUCGGUUCACUUUUGUUCUUUGAAUCAAUCUAUUGUGAAUCUUUGGUUUGAGCUUCCCCCCCCCCUUCCAAUGUUGCCGAACAACAACUCUCCAACCUUCUGGACCAAACACCUCUGUAUCCUACAAACCACCAAGGUGCAUGCAUUGUGUCUAUCUUACCAGCACUGUUGCAUUUGACAGGCCUAAAAAUAUUAUAACUGAGCUUUUCGUUUGUCAUUCCUGUGUUUAAACUUUGCAGCCAGAGGCCCCAGGAAUUAGGCUGGGAACUGGGGAAUUGCUUUUGGUAGGUGAGGGCUGUCCAGUGGAACUGGGUUAUCAGAGAGAUUGAGGGAAAGGUUACAGUGGGAGUGCAUUAUGCCAGGAUGAGGUGGAGAUGUAUUACUUAAAAAUCCAGUGCUGACUCCCUUUUAAGUGAUGGGGUCAUAUUGUCACAGGUAGUUGAACUUCAGACUUGUCAUCUCUUUGGAAAGCUCUUUGCGCCACUCUUUCCCAUAAUUAAUCAAUGUUCCUAUAUAGCAUUGGGUGCAGUCUCAAUCAUUUACUUGGGACUACAACUCCUUUGUGGGAUGCAGGUGGCACUGUGGGUUAAACCACAGAGCCUAGGACUUGCCAAUCAGAAGGUUGGCGGUUCGAAUCCCCGCGACUGGGUGAGCUCCCGUUGCUCGGUCCCUGCUCCUGCCCACCUAGCAGUUCGAAAGCACGUCAAAGUGCAAGUAGAUAGAUAGGUAUCACUCCGGUGGGAAGGUAAACAGUGUUUCCAUGCACUGCUCUGGUUUGCCAGAAGCCGCUUAGUCAUGCUGGCCACAUGACCCGGAAGCUGUACGCUGGCUCCCUCACCCAAUAAACCGAGAUGACUGCCGCAACCCCAGAGUCGGCCACGACUGGACCUAACGGUCAGGGGUCUCUUUACCCUUUACCUUUACAACUCCUUUGGCCAUGCUGGCUGAGGCUUAUGGGGACCUCUGAAAUGCCACAGGUUGACCACCCUUGAUCUAAAGCAUUGGUCUUCAACUGGUGGGUCUGGGCGCAUUACCAGGUCACAGCCUGACCUAGGAUGGGUCACAAUAGCAGUACCCCAUUGUGCAAAUACACGGCAACAUAUUAAGUAAUGGGUCCCCGGAUGUGUGUGUAGGCUAAAGUUUGGUCCUCAGUUUGGAAAGAUUGAAGACUACUGCUGUGACAUUUUAAAAUAUCCUCUCCUCUUUCUUUUGUCUAGCAACCGCUGCAGGCACUUACCUGCCACCCCUGCAGCAGGUAUUUCAAGCUCCUCGCCGGCCCGGGAUAGGAACUGUCGGGAAGCCAAUCAAACUCUUAGCCAACUACUUUGAAGUAGACAUUCCCAAGAUUGACGUCUAUCACUAUGAAGUUGACAUCAAGCCAGACAAGUGCCCUCGCAGAGUCAACAGGUAAGGCAAGUAUUAGCGUUUAGCAAUUUCUCCUCUUGUCCAGCCCUUUAACUGGGAAGAAGCCAAAGGCCUUGGAGAAAACGCAUGCAGAGCCCUGCAUCUCUUCUCCUCCCCCAUCCAGCUAGUUCUGAGAGCCCCACUUCCAAGCACACCUGUUGCAGCUCUUUCUGCCCAGUGGAUACUUGGCACUAUUUAGCUUUGCUACGAGUGAAGUUGCCGCUUUUUGCACAGGUGGGAGCUGACCCUGCAAGCUGAUGCUUAGACCGGCAGUGAAGUGGCUUUCCUGCAGCAUCUCUCUCUUCCUUCCUCUCCGCCCACACUGGGAAUUCGGCCUCUCUCUUCGCCCCAUCUCUGGCCAUGCACUGGCGGUGGCGGCUUGAGAGAUAACUGGGCUUUGGGCUCUAUCACUGGUCAGCUUACAGCAGCUGUGUGAUCUUGGCUGCGGUCCCAGGCUUUUAAAAUAGCCAUCCUUAGGCUUUGGGCAAUUGUACUGCUGUUUAAAACUCUGCUGUUCGUUUAAUUCUUUGCUUGGGAAGGUCAGUAUUGAGAGCUAUCUGAAUUAAAGAAUGAAAAUUCUGCAAGGAGCACAUGCGUAGAGCAGCUGAUUAAAUUUUGUACCAGUUUUGUUUUAACUUGCAUAAUUCUGGCUUGGUUAUCCAUGAAGGUGUGAGAGACCUAUAGAGGCUCACUCCCCCCCGCUCCUGAAUACCAAACUCAGGCUUCUGAGAUGUCAGCUGAAGGCAUUGUAGAGUUGGCAUGCUGGUCAAAUAUUUCAAGACUGCUACUAGGUAGAGGGCAGUGUAAUUUAAAAAUAAAAAUUAUGGUGCCAUUUGUUAGCAAGGACAGGAACAUGGGCUACUUGUCCCCUAGCCUUGCAGCAGCUAGGGGCAAGUGUGCCCCCACUGGCCACCUGCUUAUAACUGCAAGCAUAUUGCAACUAUCAACGCAAGCAGUCAUCACUGGCAAAGGUCAACAUGGCAGACUAGGACCAAGGAGGGGAGUUCAUUAGAUGGACAGGUUGCGCCCAGCCAACUUCACCUACUUCGUGUAGUUAUUGGUGAUGGUACAUUUUUUUGUGGGAGAAAUUUAUAUAUCUCCCUAUCCUUUGGCAAGUGUGGAAUAAAAAUGCAGUAACAUUAAUUAUUACCUUAAAAAAACAACAACUGGCAGUCAGCCCAGUUACAAAAAAAUAAUAAUUAAGUGGGGAAACAGUUGAUCUUCUUAUUUCCUAAUGGCAAUGCUUUAAAGUCCAACCCUCCAGAUGUGUUGGACUUCGGUUCCCAUACUGCUAAGGGGAACUGUCGUCUAACAACAUCUGGAGGGCACCAGGUUGACCAAGUCUACUUUAAACAUGCUUGACCAUGACUUGUCAGUAUUUGCCUGGUCAGUGUUGCUUUUGAUCAUUUCAGGGCAUUACCCAUAGGCUUAAGUAACUUUUAUGAUAAACAUCAAAAUUAUUCAAAUAAUUUUUUUUAGAAAACAUAUUUAGCAUAUCAUCAAAGGCAAUUAAAAAUAAGAUUUUUUUGGAGGAAAACAUUUAUACAAAUUUCAUACUUCUUCACUGGUUAGUGUGUCAGCUGCAGUCUUUUUCUGGACAGGGAUAGCCUGGGUACAGUUAGCCGCACUCUGUGACACACUUUUUAUGAGGCCACCAUUGAACGCAAUUCAACAACUGCGACGAGUGCAGAAUGUGGCAUCCAGAGUGUGUAGGGGAAUAGAACUCAAGCAGGUACACUGGUUGCCAGUUACCUUCUGGUCACAAAACUAUGUGCUUAAGACAACAUUUAAAGCUCUGAAUGAUCCUCAGCCCAAAUAUCUGAGAGAAUUCUGUCUCCUGUAUCAACCUACCCUGCAUUAAGAUCAGAAGAGGCUUUCUGGGUCAUCCCUAUGUUAAAUGAGAUGCAUAAUGCAGGAAUGCAUGGUAGAGCCUUAAUGGUGGUAGCUCCAUGUCUGUAGGAUGACCUCUCCAUUGAAGUGCAUCUCACCCUAACUGUAUAUUUGGGAGGAAGGGUGGGGUAUAAAUGAAAAUAAUAAAAUUUGUUUUGAUGCCAGAUGAAAGAUCUCUUUUUGGUAGGCCUUCUAUUAUAAAUUGCAUACAUUUAUGUAAUUUCUGAGAAUGAUUUUUAAAAGUUUUUGCUGCUUAUUUUAUCCAAUAUUGCCUUUUGUUCUUUUUUCUUUUGGUAAACUACCCUGUGACCAUUUUUGGUGAAGAGCGAUCAAGAAACCUGCUAAAGAAACAAAUCAUUUACCAAGCAUUCUACCUCAUUUUUGCCAUUUCAGGUUAACCCAUCUGUCUCAGUCUAGCGAUGAAAGUAUUAAAUUCUGUCACUUUUGCUGUGUUUCUGCCGAAUUGUGGAGUUCACAACUACCUCAUUGGCUUCUGGGCAGUGUUUGUGGAUGGGAAUCUGAGAUUCGGGCUGGAAAAUGUCCUGUUCCACAAGUUCAUUAAUAAGAGUGAACGAAUGCCUCUUGCAAACACAACGUUAAACAAGCCUGGCAAUUUAUGAUGGUUUUUAAAGCUUUUUUUUUUUUACUAAAUUCCAGUAAAAUAAACAUGCUUUAUUAGAUUGCUCUCUAGGGCAUUAGUAAAUUUUCUAAUGCAAUCAGGGGUUUUUUUUUCCUGAUGCAGAUCACUAUGAUUUACAUAAGGAAAAUUUUCCAAUUCAGUUUUUUCCCCAGACAAGUUACAUCACUUAUGGGAAUGAGGGAAAAUACAAGAUCAGCCAAGGUGAUUGGCCAAGCAAUACGAAGUUGUUGUAUUAUAUAGUCUUGGUAAAGUUUAGGUGCUUAGCCUAUUGCACUCAUUUACUCAGCAGAGUAGUACCUUCCACUUGCUGCAUGUUAAGGCUUCAACUUUUCCCGCACCAGCCACUGACCCAAAUGAUCCUGAGUUCUCCCUCACCUUCUAGCUUGGCUGCUCCCAGUCCAGUCAUACAUUUGGUCCUAGUUUCUUACUGGAAUUGUGAACCCGCUAGCCAAUCCUUCUAGCUUCUCUCUUCCUCCCCCUCCCCUCCUGAUCUCUCUCUCUGCAGGGAGGUUGUGGAAUACAUGGUACAACACUUCAAACCUCAAAUCUUUGGAGAUCGGAAGCCGGUGUACGAUGGGAAAAAGAACAUCUAUACGGUCACUGCCCUGCCCAUUGGCAAUGAAAGGGUAAGAAGGCAGUGUUCUCUUGGGUGGUUGGGCUUCCUCAGGCACCCUCCUUUUUAAAGCCAGAAGGAUCAGGAGAAUUAAGAAGUUGCAUUGGUGUUCCCUUCUAUCUCUGCUGUCCAUCCAACAUGGCAGUGACUGAAAAUUACAUGGUCAGUCACUUGACAUCACCUUGAUGUCUGGCGACCCAGCUUCAGAGGAAAGAAUUGGGAACACACUCUUAAGUGCGUUUCCAAUUCUUUCUCCCUUUGUAUCCUGACUUGAACUCAAGCCCCUGAUGAAGGGGACUUGCAAAGCACUGUGCUUUCAGCUGGAAUUGUGUUUAAUGAAUGCCAGAGACAGCAGGAGCUUAACAGCAACUAUUUCGUUGUCUAAAAAUGACUAUACAACAGGCCUAACAAACUUACUAAUGCAACUUCUUUUUCUUCAAUCCUUCACUCUUAGUUCUAGUUCCAUACCAUAUAAGGCAGGGGUUCCAAAGCCAUAGUUCCAUGCCAUACCAUAUAAGGCAGGGGUUCACAAAACUCUGGACCGCAGGUACUCCAUGAGCUUCAUUCAGGUGGCCCAUAGCAUGUCUGAAUUAAAUAUUCAUAUUUAUUUUUUAAAUGUUUCCUUUAUUUCUUUCCUUGUAUUUUAUUGUAUUACAACCUGACUACUGUGGAAUGCAAAUCAUAACACACAAUAAAAGACAAUUUUAAGAAAUUAAUUUAUUUUUCUGUCAUUUGUUUGUAGGUUGACUUUGAGGUGACAAUUCCAGGGGAAGGCAAAGACAGGAUAUUCAAGGUUUCAAUCAAGUGGAUGGCCAUUGUGAGCUGGCGGAUGCUUCACGAGGCCCUGGUGAGCGGGCAGAUUCCUGUUCCGCUGGAAUCUGUCCAAGCCCUUGAUGUUGCCAUGAGGCACCUGGCCUCCAUGAGGUAACUAACUUUUGCGGUCAGGGAUUUAGUUAAUUUUUUUAGGGAAGAUGCACACAACUCUGGGCACAUCUUUUAUCCUGUUUUCACACAGAUAUAUUACAUCCAUGAAGCCAACGUGGCCUUGGGAAUUGUAUUUUUGUGGAAUUUUCUGUGAGGGAGUAGCUCUCUCACGCCUCUUCACUGUCUUCAGCUGGUGUCUAAAAGAGUACAGUGAUGGUGCCUACAUAAUAUCAAUAGGCAGGGUGUUCCAAAGCACAGGUGCUGCUUCAUUAAAGGAAAACAACUGCUUUCAAAUGCGGAAUGGACAUCGCUUGGCACUUGUAGAGGUGCAAGUCCCACAGAUUGAAGUGAUUGGAUUGGCAUGCAUGGAGCAAGGAAAUCCUUUAACUUGCAACUUUGAAGACUGCCCACCUCAAGAAAGAACUGGGCAAAAUUAUGCUAGUGACAAAUCUGUAAGAAGAUUUGAGGCCCAGGGACAUUCUUGAAGGGUUUUUGUGCCUCAGUCUAGACUUCAAAUAUCAAAGUUUGCUGUCCUACAUGGGUAUAGCAUGGGCUAAUGUUCUUCAUUUUCUUUGGCCUCCCCAGGUACACGCCAGUGGGCCGUUCCUUCUUCUCUCCCCCUGAAGGAUACUAUCACCCGCUGGGAGGUGGUCGGGAGGUCUGGUUUGGGUUCCACCAGUCUGUCAGACCCGCUAUGUGGAAGAUGAUGCUGAAUAUUGACGGUAACUAAAUGCAUGCAGUAAUGUAACCCUGAUAUAUAAAUAUCACUGUAAAACAUUCAGAAUACCCAACCAGAAGUCUGUGGCUGAAAAAGGAUUGUUGACAAUGUCUCUUAGGUUCUAUGGGGCCCUGUUCACCAGAGGUGCCUGAACUGUUGUGAUAGGUUCACUGGAGAACAAGAACCUGGUCAGAUGUAGCUUGCAUUGUGGUGAUUAUUUUGACAGUUCACAGGCACAGGUUUUCUGACAGCAUGCAUGGCUGGUGUUUCCCUAAGCAGCUUCAUAAAAGGCAGAGCAAAAAUGUAUUAUAUAAACAUAAGUAAACUUAUCUGGUUCUCUGCAAGUGUUGCAUUGCUUUUUAAAAUGUGAUUUUUCUAGAGCAUUUGAGGAGGGGGUUCAUUGGUUCUUGUUUUUAUUAUGAAUUUGGUGUUUAUAUCUUGUAUUUUUAUGCUGUGAAUGGCCCUGGGAUCUACGGAUGAAGGGUGGUAUACUAAUUCUAGUAGUAGUAAUCAUCGUCGUUGUCCUGGUUUCGUUAUGGAGUAUUUACAUGUUUUCCCACUAGUCAUUUGUUUAUCCCGCCGUUUUCUCUGUCACUUUCCAAACUGCAAAAAUUUCAUUGGAUUUGUUGAGCUAGGGUGACAGUACUUAAAUCCAUGUUAAUUGCGUAAACCUAAAGUUCUGGUAUGCGCUUGAACCCCUCCUGCAAAAUGGUGGCAGUCUGGAAGCACUCCUAGAGAAAGAGAGUCAAGAAAUGACCGUGAUGCCUGUGCUUCUGUUGCCUGGACUGACCUGCACUCUUGUCUGCUCACCCCACAACAGUAUCAGCGACAGCCUUCUACAAGGCCCAGCCAGUGAUUGAGUUCAUGUGUGAGGUGCUCGACAUCCGGAACAUUGAUGAGCAGCCGAAGCCCUUGACUGAUUCCCAGAGAGUCCGUUUCACCAAGGAGAUCAAAGGUAAAAGAGGGCAGAGACUCUAAAAGGCCCUAGUUGGCAAGUGGUUUUCUUUCAGGGCCGCAAAGGAAAUAGAUGCAAAGCAAAAGGCAGAAUUAAGAGGGGCAAUAUUUUUGAGACCGUGGUGGAAAGUCUGGGACACCCUAUCCCUCCUUUGCGUUCUGUGUUUUAUAUGUUGACUGGCUCAAUAAGCUGAUAAAUGGAUUGACAUCAGAUGUCUUUCUCUUUUGAUAGGUUUGAAAGUGGAGGUGACUCACUGUGGGCAGAUGAAGAGGAAAUACCGUGUGUGUAAUGUUACUCGGAGGCCGGCUAGCCACCAAACGUAAGGCUGUUAGCUUGGGGGAAGGGGAAGAGAUGCGUGGUGUGUGUUUGUGUGUUUCAGGAGAGGGGUGGCUGUUGUUACCUUGUGACAUUUAGCAUCAGUUGGGUAGCAUUUAGAAAGGGGGAUGAGAAAAAACACUGUUAGUCUGGUGAUGCAGGAAGCCUUGGGAACUGACUGAUGGGCACUUUCUUGGGAGAAGUGUGCACUGCUGUUAGGUGACUUGUUUCAGCUGUCAUUGUGGGGAAAGCUGUCCUGAAGCCUGAUGAAAUCCUGCAACUUCUCAUAAUACACAUGUUUUGGAGUUGUUGUUUGUCCUGCUUUUGUUGCCCUAUAGGGCAAGAGUGUUCUUCCAGAUAGCAAUAAUGCAGUAACGUUGGGGAAGCAUCACACAACAACUUACAAAGCGGAAUGAUGUGUGGAUGGUCCAGCAUAAAUUCACCACUAAUGUGCAAUACAAGUCGUAGAGUUCACCUGCAAAACCAAUCAGUCUGGAGAGGCUCGAGGUCUUUUUCCUGGUUUUGUACCGGAGUCACUAAACAGCUGUGGAUUUCUUCUGUGUAGGUUUCCUCUCCAGCUGGAGAGCGGUCAGACGGUGGAGUGCACAGUAGCGCAGUACUUCAAGCAGAAAUACAACCUCCAGCUCAAGUACCCCCACUUGCCGUGUCUUCAAGUCGGCCAAGAGCAGAAGCACACAUAUCUACCUCUGGAGGUGAAAACUCAUUUUUGGAAUGGGAUGGGGAAGAUGGCUUUGAAAUUCCUCAAGGCUUUGCUGUUAUAGUGGGGGGGGGAGUGUGUGUGUGUGUGUGUGUGUGUGUGUGUGUGUAUGCGCGCACGCCCUUGCAUGAGCAGUUAUGUUCUGUUUUGUACUCUUUCUUGUCCUUUUGAACCUUUUUCUUGUCCUUUUGAGAGCCAAUGUGGUGUAGUGGUUAAGAGCAGUAGUCUCGUAAUCUGGGGAACCGGGUUCGUGUCUCCACUCCUCCACAUGCAGCUGCUGGGUGACCUUGGGCCAGUCACACGUCUCUGAAGUCUCUCAGCCCCACUCACCUCACAGAGUGUUUGUUGUGGGGGAGGAAGGAAAAGGAGAAUGUUAGCCGCUUUGAGACUUCUGAAGGGGAGUGAAAGGCGGGAUAUCAAAUCCAAACUCUUCUCUUCUCUUCUUCUUCUUCUUUUGUGCUUUGGCCUCCAGCUGUUUUAAGACUUUUAAUUUGUACUGAAAAACAAAUAAAAAAAAGAAACAAGAAGUGCCUAAACACACAGACACAAAACAAAACAAUACAAUUUUAUACACCGAGAAUAAAAACAUAUAUAACAAAUAUAUUAUAAAUAAAUAAUAUAUAAUAAAUAUAUAAUAAAAAAGAAAUAAGCUGACUUUUCUUUCUUUCCCAGCCAUGGGACUUUGACCAAUCUUGACUGCUUGCUUUACACUUAAAAGUCCCAUGGAUUUCUCAGCUGGUUAGAAUGUGGUGUUGAUAACACCAAGUUUGCAGGGUUUGGUCCUCCAUAUGAUCCAGCUGCAUAUUCCUGCAUUGCGGGGGUUGAUCAGUGAUCCUCAGGGCCUCUUCUGACUCUACAAUUCCAUGAAUCUUGCCCUCUAUGUUCAGAGCAGCCUGUCACAUCUUCUGAAAUUUAACUUUGUUGUGUUUUGUUAUCCUGCUUUUCAGACGAAUAAUGUCUUCCAAACAGAAAAGAACCACAGGCCCAACCCUCAGGCUUAUAGACUAAAAAGACAAGAUGCAGGAAGGGAAAGCAGGUGGAGAAGGAAAAGGAGGGGACAAUCUUUUUAAAUCCUUCCCCUUAGCAAAUGGUCUGAAACUAAUUGGAGGCUCAUAAUCUUGCCCAUUCACCUUGCCUUUUAAAGUCCCCUUUGUGAAUAAUUUCUAUGUGAUGCCCCCAUUCCCUUCUCCCUUUCCAUGCCAAGUGCUCAGCACAAAUUCUGCCUGCUUGGCUCAAAUCAAGGGUAGGCAGGACUCAGUAGUGACUAGUGGAUACAUGGGGGAUUGGAACACAGGAAGCUGCCAGUCACACUGGUCUGGUUCACAUGUACUGGUAAAACAUAGUUUUGAAAUGAACUACGGUUUACCAUGAAGAAGUAGCAUGCUGGUGCAUGCCAGUGAAUUGCACCUGUUUUGCACCUCCCUUUCCAGAAGUGGGAAACAAAACCAUAGAAUGGCUGACUUCACCUAAUGUGUGAAACAGCACUCAUUGUUUCUCUGCAAACUACUACUGGAAGCCAAGGUUGUUGUUUUUUUUAAAGAAACCCAUGAAUGCUGGCUUGCACAGAAUGCUAAGUCAGCUUCUCCAUGGUCCCCCCACCCCGACUCUGGGAAGGGAGGAGCACAGCGACUGCUAUUGGGCAGCAUGCACUAGCACACUGCUUGUUCAUGGUAAACCAUGGCUUUGUUUCUGACCAUUGCUUAAUGCUCACAUGUGAACCACUGCCCAAUGGUCUCUUACUAGCCCAUGAGCAUGGCUGUCCUAAUGGUUUGUCCAAGAUUCUGAGAAGGCUGUUGGUACAAUAGUUUUACAAAUUGAAGUGCUCCAUUAUCACUCACAAAAUCUAUGGGAAAUUGGUUCCCAACUCAGGAGCUAUUUGGCUAUAUUUGCAAGUUUUCCAUAGCUGUGGUCAGGCAAAGUUUAUGUUUUCCUCUAAUGUACCGUAUUUUUUCGUGUAUAAGACUAUAUUGUUUCCUAAAUUUUUGAAGUUUAAAAUAAGGGGUCGUCUUAUACACGGAUAGUGCACUGUGCAUUUUCUUAAUUUUGAGUCCCAGAAAAUAGGGGGCGUCUUAUACACGGAAAAAUACGGUAUAUCCUGUAUGAAUCUCCUUCUGCAUUGCGGUCCCCCAGAGAGGCCCUGUUUUGUGUUCCUCUACCAUUGGCAGUUAAGCUGACUGACACAAGAAUCAAGGCCUUCUCUGUAGUGGUGCCAGCUUUGUAGAACUUCCUUCUGAAGAAGGAGCAACAGUCCUGGUGUACUGAGGACUCCUUGUUUCUCCAGGGGGUUGGGGCAGGCUGAUCCAGAUUAACUGGAAGCUGCUGCUGUUUUCCAUAAGUGUUCUUAUAUGCUGCUGCUGACAUUGAUCUGAGUUUUAAGUGUGUGUUUGUUUUAUGCUUUCAUUGUUGUCCAUCUGGAAGACCAGUAUUGGGGCCAAAGGGCAAGAUAUUAAUUUAAUGAAAACAACAAUUAAAAAGAAAUGUCUUUGGCAGGUAUGUAACAUUGUGGCUGGCCAGCGGUGCAUUAAGAAACUAACGGACAAUCAGACCUCCACCAUGAUCAAAGCAACAGCGAGGUCUGCCCCGGAUAGGCAAGAGGAGAUUAGCCGGCUGGUAUGUGCCUCUUGUCUUUUUGCUCUUGUGGGAGGGAAGCGGCAAGCGCUUGUGAGCUUUCUGUUCUUUUGGGCUGGCAACUUGCGAGUGAAGGUAUGUGAACUGCUGCUGAGGACGGUGAGAGCUUUAUGACUUAGUGGUGCAAUUCAAAUGGGGUUGGCUGUGGCAGAGAUCUGCCUCCACCCAACCCCAUAACAACUCGGGUAGUUUCUGCCAGCAGAGUGAUGGCAGAGUCUCUCAAACCAAAACUCAUGUACUUUAAAACUUCAGGAGUUCUAGGUUACUGUCAGUAUUUGUAUCUCUUCAUAUCUACCAGAAUUUUAGGAUGGGGCAGGGCAGGAAGUAUGGGGCUUUCUGCGUGUUUAGCCACAAAAGCUACAAAACCUUUGACCUAAAUCCCUCCAGAUCUUAUGGAACCAGUGCUGAAGUGAUGCGAUCCUGCCAUUACCUGGGUAGAGCUUUCUGUGAUCCAUUGACAGAUCCCAGCACCUUAAUCAUUUGAAGUGUUCCACUAGGAGCUUUCACAGGCCAGGCCAGUGUUAUUUAUCCUGAAGACUAUUGGCUACCCAUGCUUUGCUUAAACUAUUGCCUAUAUUUUCCACUCUUACGAGUAGUGUUUCUUUUUUGCCAGUGUAGCUGUUGGAAAGCCUGUUCUGUUUGGAUAAGUAUAUUUUAUUAUAUUUAUAUAUCAUUCUUCCAGCCAAGUUUAAAACUAAAUUUCAAUAUUACAAUGGAAAAUGGGAAAGAGAUGUGGAAAGGAAACCCCUUGAGUUAGUUUCAGCAAAAAAGAGAGAGAGAAGGUUCUUUUAAACUCACACAUUGUUGAUACUUCACUCUGAGAACACUAAGCUUAAUAUACGCAGUGAGUUCUGUAUGUUGACGAUGUGGGUGCCCAGAAUUGGGCACAUACGUACAUAUGUGGUGGGGAUGUGAUGUCAUACAAGUUUUUUUGGGGGUAAAUCUUAUUGGAAUGUAGUAAAAUAAUAAGCUACUACAUAGAUCCUUUACUGAUACUGGCAUUGUUUACUAUAUUUGAUGACCAAAAUUCAGAUGAACCAUAUAAAUAGGUUUUAUUGAUAUUAUUGGCUGCAGCUAGACAUGUAAUAGCAAGAAAUCAGAAAACAAGAGAGAGGAACAUUUCAAGAGUGGAAAUUUUUAAUGCAGCAAAAUGCCUUAAUGGAAAGAUUGACAAAGCAAGUACAACUGAUGAGACAGACAAGCAUGGAAGGUGAUUUUGUAGGGAGGUGCUUUGGGUUCAUUCUACGGUUAGGAAGUUGUGAAACUGGAACCUCAGCAGCAGCUUCACAAUAACCUUACUGGAGAGACUUGAUAGUUUAAUAUGAAACAACACAUUGCUAUUCAGAUUCUUCCUAUGUAUUAUAUAAAUAAGAAUAAUGGCACAAAAGGUAGCAUUGUAUUAAAGGUAAAGGUACCCCUGACCAUUAGGUCCAGUCGUGACCGACUCUGGGGUUGCGACGCUCAUCUUGCUUUAUUGGCCGAGGGAGCCAACGGGUCAUGUGGCCAGCAUGACUAAGCCGCUUCUGGCGAACCAGAGCAGCGCACGGAAACACCGUUUACCUUCCCGCUGGAGCGGUACCUAUUUAUCCACUUGCACUUUGAAGUGCUUUUGGACUGCUAGGUUGGCAGGCGCUGGGACCGAGCAAUGGGAGCUCACUCCGUUGCGGGGAUUCGAACCGCUGACCUUCUGAUCAGCAACUCCUAGGCUCUGUGGUUUAACCCACAGCGCCACCCAUGAAUUCCAUGUAUACCUCCCAUGAAUUCUAUGUAUUGUAAUUUUUGUGUGUUACUAUAUGUGAAAAAUAAAAAAGUUAUUUGUGCAGUAUGUAUACAUAGAUGAGCUGUGGGCUAUUUCUGGCCUGUGAGUCUAAUUUGGCCUGGCAGGGGUCCUAAUUAGGCAUGUGAGGCCAUUUGUCCCAAACCACACCCACCUGCGCCACACCUGACAUAAUAUGUGAAUUCAAAUGUGGGGCAGAUAAAGACUGGCUACCUUAGAAGUUCCUGAUGAGAAUUCCCUAGUGUAGCUGAUGGGGCUUUCAGCUGAUGAGCACUGAGAACAAGCCCUUUGGAGGGUGCACUGUUGGUACCAAUCAGUUGAGUGGAGCUGAGUUAUCCCCUUUGAAGUAGUCACCUGAUGUCACCACCCUGUGGUGGGUGGGGCAACUGAGGAACCAAGCCGAUAGCCAGCUUCAGCUCUCCACCGUGGACAUAGACAAUAAAAUAGGAAAUUUUGUUUUCAGAAGGAGCCCUUAAAAACAAAACAUAAGCACCAAAGCAGAAAGAUCAGCAAAAAGCCAACUUAGAGCAGCAUAAAGCACAGCAAGGGGAAAGUUGAUGCAGAAAGCGAGGCACUCAGUAAAAUGUAACCAUCCUUGUUUUUCAGAUGAAGAACGCCAGUUAUAACCUGGACCCAUACAUACAGGAGUUUGGCAUAAAGGUGAAGGAUGACAUGACUGAAGUGACUGGGCGUGUCCUGCCAGCCCCAAUUUUACAGUAUGGAGGACGGGUAAGCAUCCGAGGGUCUCUCAAGUGCUCGUGGUGGUGGGGGGUGGCAGAUUCUCUUAGAGUAACUGACCAGUAGUAAUAUCUAAGGAAUGGACAUUUUGACACUCCAUCCCCAAAGCCUUCCAUCAGUCACCAUAUAAAUUGCGUUUAAUUCUCAGGAUUGUGGGUUCAAGCCCCACAUUGGGCAAAAGAUUCCUGCAUUGCAGGGGGGGCUGGUCUAGGUGACCCUCGUAGUCCCUUCCGCUCCACAAUUCUACGAUUUUAUGACUAUUAUCUUUUACGGGUGAAAUCCUUUCAAGAUGGCUUACAGAAUAAAAUUUUAUCUGUCCCACCACAGGCAAGGACACAAGAGAGGGCCUUCUCAAGGGCUGCUCACAAUGGAUUGUGGAGCUCCCUUUGGGGGGAAUCUAGGCUGGUUCCCUUUUGCUGGCAGGGAAAUAACUUUGUUUAGAGAAGCCUUUGGCUGCUAACUGACGAUUGUGGCAGGGUCUUCUGAGGGAGGGUGUUGCGCGUUUUGUUUUGGUGCUUUUAAAUAGUUCUAAGUGUUUUAAUUUGGUGCUAUUUUUAAUAGGGAAACUUGUUUAUUUUUAUUAUUUAUAUUGAUUGGUGGAGGUGGCCACCAAUUUGGAUGGCUUUGAGAGAGGAUCAGACAAAUGCAUGGAGUGCAAGCUACUAGCCACAAUGGCUGUAUUCUGCCUCCCCUGUCAGCGGCAGUAUGCCUCUCGUUUACCAGUUGCUGGGAGUCACAGUUGUGCAGAGUGCUGUUGCGCUUAGGCCCAGCUUGUAGGCUUUCCACAGGCAUCUGACUGGCCACUGUGAAAACAGGAUGGUGUACUGUAUAGACCAUUGGCCUAACCCAAACUCCCCUGGUAGGUGGUGUUUAUUUUGAAAGACCAAUUCACCAUUUUCUUUCCCCGCAGAACCGUGCCAUCGCCACACCCAACCAGGGGGUAUGGGACAUGAGGGGGAAGCAGUUCUAUAAUGGCAUUGAGAUCAAAGUCUGGGCCAUAGCCUGUUUCGCCCCCCAGAAGCAAUGCAGGGAAGAAGUUCUGAAGUAAGUGAGUGGUAUGUUUGUGGGUGUGGGGAACUGGAUGUGGCUAUAGAAGGACAAUGGCAUAGAGUCACUCUUCUGCAAGCAAAAGGACCCAGGUUCAAUCCCUGGCAUCUCCAGUUAGAGUUCAAAAGGUGUAGGUGAUACUGAGUUUGAUGGAUCAAUGGCUGGUCUUGGUAUUAGGCAGCUUCCUAGAUUUCUGAUAGGGAGCUGGAUCAGAUAUUGAACCAGCAGCAUAAUGUAUUCUGGUAGCCCACCUCCUUCAAAAUGUGUGUGGCAGUUUUUGGGGAUUCCCCUGGAAAACUGGUGUUGAGAAGCUGGCAGCAGUUACUCAUCUGCUGUAGAACCUGAGGCCUUGUUCCUGAGUAUGGCAGGGUUUCCCCUCCCAUCCAGGGCUAUGGGCGAUUGCUGGGAAAUGGUUCCUUCAUGCCUGGGUGGGCCACAGGUUCUCCUCCCAAUGUUGUUGGACUCCCAUUAGCCCCAGACAGAAUAGCCAGUGGUCAGGGAGUUGGGAUGAUGGGAGUUGUAAUCAAAAAUACAACAACUGGAGGGCCACUGGUUCCCAUCGCUGCCUUCACUGCUUCCUGUGGGCUUAGGAACAACUAGCAGACUUUUGAGAUGGAUUUUUAGUCCCCUGGGCUAGGUUCUCCAUCCUGGACCCAACACACCCCUCAGUGCAGUGAUGAGAAACCUGUGGCCCUCUAGACUGCAGCUCCCAUCUUUCUUGAGUGUUGGCUGUGGUGGCUGGGACUAAUGGGAGUUGGGAGGGCCAUGGGUUCCCCAUCCUAUGCAACAGCACUGCUUAGUAGAGGGAUAACCAGGCAUAAGAAACUCUACCUGCAUCCUCAUUUCAGACCUCAUUUUCUUCCCCCCCGUGCCGUAGGAACUUUACAGACCAGCUGCGCAAGAUCUCCAAGGAUGCAGGGAUGCCAAUCCAGGGCCAGCCAUGUUUCUGCAAAUAUGCACAAGGUGCAGACAGUGUGGAGCCCAUGUUCCGUCACCUUAAGAACACCUAUUCAGGGCUCCAGCUUAUCAUAGUCAUCCUGCCAGGGAAGACGCCGGUGUAUGGUAUGUUAACAGGAAAGGAGGGAGUUGCUGGGAGGAGGGAGGACAAAAUGGAAUUUCUCUCCAUUGAACCAUUAAUAAUCCAACACUUCCAGUUGCCAAUUUCCCCUUCUCGGACAAGAUUUUUGAGUGGGCAGAUGCAGACCAGAUCUGGGCACUCUUGGAGAAAGCUGGUUUUCUACAUCUGUUUUAAUUGGGGUUUAGGCCUGAUUUUGGCACAGAAUCUGCUUUGGUUGCCCUGUGGUUUUUGAAAGGACAGUAAACAAAUGUAAAUACGGUGACUACUACGACUACUAUAUAUUUCUUUUUAAAGGACAAACUGUGCCUUUGAACGUAGAAAGUUAGUGCAGCAGGGACGUGACUAGGCUAAAACCCCUUUUCUUGAGAAGUUAGAUUUCUAUGUUUAGUGUUAAAAAGAUUUAUCCCACACCUUCAAAGUUAGUUGGCUUUUUCUGGGCCAAACAAACAAAAUCCCACAAUAAAGUAGGAGCCAAACAAGCCUUCCUUAGGUAGCAAUUUCACAGGCAAGGUUGCCACCAUUGAAAAGGUACUCUCCAUGGCUUUUGCUGACUGCCUUACUUAAAUUGGACAUCCAUGGGAGUAUGGGAGAAGAAGAUCCAACCAGUAUCUUGGUCUCAUACUGUGUAGAUAAGCAUCACCGCUUUGAACUGAGCCUGGAAGUGGACAGGGAGCCAGUUAUGUUGUUUCAGAACAGAUGCAAUAGAUCCCACCUCUUGGGGAGAGCUGUGGCUGAGUGGUGGAAUGAAAAAGUGUCAGGUUCAACUGCAACAUCUCCAGGCACAGUUUGGAGAGAUGCCAGUCAAUCUAGACAAUACUGAGCCAGAUGGUUUCACUUGAUAUAAGGAAGCUUCCUGUGUUCCUAAAGCAAAGUGUACAGGAAGUGGUGAAGAGCUUUCUUUUUCUUGUUCCUGUUGACUGCAUAUCAUGUUAUGAGAAAGCUUGCAGGUUUCUCACAGGCAUCUGGUUGGCCAGUGUGAGAACAGGAUGCUGGACCUCAUAGGCCUUUGGCUUGAUGCUGCAGGGCUGCUCUUCUGUCCCUGUUAGCCAUCUGGCAGUUCUGCACUAGUUUGAGUUUCUGGACUGUCUUCAAGGUCAGCCCCACAUAGAGUUUAUUACGGUAAUCCAGCCUCUGUAGUUACAGAUUUUAGGAGCAUAUUUUCAAGAUGAAAAAAAGAAAAUUUAACAUAUGUGGCAUUUGUCCCUGUGCUGUCUGUAGUUUGAAGCGAUGCAGUGCAUGUAGGUCUACAAACCUGCAUGCUUUAAAAUCAGCUCUGGAAUUCUCUGCCUCUCUUAAAGCUAUUGCCUUAUCCCUCCACAUAUCAAAUGGAAACCUUCCCCAGAUAUUCCUGCUAUCCUUUUCAAGAAGCCACAAGGUGCCUGUUGCUUUAACAAGCUUUUACUCUUCUGUCUGCAGCGGAGGUAAAGCGUGUGGGGGACACGCUCCUGGGGAUGGCUACCCAGUGCGUGCAGGUCAAGAAUGUUGUGAAGACAUCGCCACAGACUCUUUCCAACCUCUGCCUCAAGAUCAAUGUCAAGCUCGGCGGGAUCAACAACAUCCUGGUGCCUCACCAGCGGUAUGUUUGGCAAGUGGGAUGGAAGGGAAGUACCUUCACUUGAACACCCCCCCGCCCAGUGAUGUUGUAGCUCACACAAGCACAUCCUGCUACCUGGCGUAACUGAACAGGAACACACGAUUAGGGAUGUAAGCAGGCAUUGAUUUCCAUUUUGUCCUGCAUUGGUUGCAUGCAGCUGUUUCUGUUCUGCCAUUCGUAUUCCACCCCAAACUAUGCUGUUCAUCUCCACAUCCACUGUGGUGAAAUUACGUAACACAUGUAAUUUAUAUAAGCUACACUGACAUUCCGUCGUUCCACCCAUUUCAGUGCAAAGUAAACGAGGCACAAAGCGGGGUGUGGUGGGGGACUUAAUCAGUUGUGUAUUGUUUGUGGAUGGAAAACAACAGCAACAAUGAAUACUGAUCCUAUUUACCGGAUUGAUUUGCACCGGCAAUUUCUAUUCCCAUUUCUGUCAGAAUUCUGACAUCUAUACUUGUGAGCCUGAAAAUCUCAGUUUGGCUCUCAUUUAGAAACAAAAAGUGAAGUUUUGGCCCCAGUAGUCACACCCAAGCACUUGGGCGCAGAGAGUCCAAAAGGGAGUGGGAGAGGGAGAACUCAAGGCAGACCAGUGUACCAUAUCCAAAGCCCUAUUGGAAUUGUGCCUUCCUCCCUUUCCCCCAGUCUUCUGUCAGCCUUUUUAAUACACAUUUCUCUCAGAAGGGGGGGGGGGAGUAUGCCAGCCACAAGGCUGGUUGUGUCCUCCACUCCACCCCCACCCCCCGGUCCCCAAAUCUGAAGAGAUGUUAGGAGAACAGGAGAGCUUGGGAACCAGAGGAUCCAAAGGCUCCUUUGAGUUGCCUCUACAUCUGAAACGUAAACUUCUUUGCCGCUCUCCACUGCUGGGGCGCUAAUGGCCAAGGAGGUGACUGUGGUUGCAAGAUGGGUGCCUUUAUGGGCGGACCUCGUCUACCAAGGGAGAUCUGUGAUAUCCUAUGGCCCCUGGGAUGCUCUCCCAGGGACCACAGGAGCGCAGCCGCAAGAUGUAAAACAAAGGAACCUAUAAUCUGCAUCUGAAGAACCUUCCUGUUGAACUGAGAAAUUUGAUUCUUUGUCCUAGAAUGAACUACACAUAGUAAGUGGAAUUAUGUAUCUGCUCAUUUUUUGCCCUGUUCAUAAUUUCCAAUAUUUUAUUGGCAACCAAUUUUACAGUCCAGAUUUUUUAAAAAAUGCAAAAUUACUACAGAACCAUAACUCUUACAAUUAAGCAGUAAUAAAAGGGUCACCUGAAAUGUUUCAUGGUUUAAACAUUCAGCCAGUUAUACAACUGCACUGAAUACUUUAUGAGAGCUUUUUUAUCAGAUUUCUCAUCGUUUUUGUCUCCAGCUGUUACUUUGGUUUUUAAAAAAAAUGAAUAUGAAUAAAGAAAUAUAUUAAGAAAAAAUGUGGGCAGUUUAGAACGCAGUAAGUCAGCCCAGAGGAAGAGCUUACUGAAAAUAUCAAGAUUUCUCUUGGCAGUGGAAAAUCGCCAGCGAGGGAGCCUGAUGAACACGCUUUCAGGAAGACUUCUUUGGGACUGAGCUUGGAAUUUCGGGGAGGAGAUGGGGGAUAUAAAAGCAUGUAACUCUGAAUAUAUUGCUUGUCAGUAACUUGCUUUAACAGAAGGAAGUAACUUGCUUUAAUUUAGCUACAAAACGUUGGAGAGCUAGCUUUUGUAGAAGGGUGUUCCCUAAAAAAAAUAUCUUCUAGUAUUUGGUACUAAAUCUUCUACUCAAUCUUGUUCCCAGGUCUGCUGUCUUUCAGCAGCCAGUCAUAUUCCUUGGAGCUGAUGUGACUCAUCCCCCAGCAGGUGAUGGAAAGAAGCCUUCUAUAACAGCUGUAAGUUUUACCUCUCAAAUGUUGUGGUAUGUAAUAGGCUGGCUCGGCCCCAGACCAUCAGGAAGGGAAGAGCCAUAGUUCAGAGAUAGAACACAUGCUUUGUGUGCAGAAAGGCCCAGUUUCAGUCUCCAGGGAAGUCUGGGAAUGUCUCCUGCCUGAAACCCUGGAAAACCAUUGCCAAUCGGUGUAGACAAUACUGAGCUAGAUGGACCAUAGCUUUGGUUCGGUAUAAGACAUUGUUCUGUGUGCCUGUCUGGAGCACUCGGCCACCGCCUCAGUUGUGCACCAACCAGCUCAUUCAGGAUGGAGUUCAGUGAGAAGCUCACAUAGGUACAUUUGUCUUGUGUCCACGUAGCCUAGCACAGACGUCUAGGGAGUUGCCUCUUAAGUCCCCUAGCGUAGAGAGAGGCGGUGUUGUCUUCAGCCUGUUCUCUCCCAUUUGUCUUCACCAGUUGACAGUCCUUCACUUUCAUCAGGAUUGCUCCCCGCACCCGCACCCAAGCCUGACAGAAAUAAUACAGGGGCGAAGUUCUUAAAAAUAAUAACAACAACAAUUUUCAGUUUCAGUGGCAUGCAAGUUUCACACUUUUGCUCUUUAUGGGCUGCAGGUGGUGGGCAGUAUGGAUGCCCACCCAAGCCGUUACUGUGCCACCGUGCGGGUUCAGCGGCCCCGGCAGGAGAUCAUAGAGGACCUGUCGUACAUGGUGAGAGAGCUCCUCAUCCAGUUUUACAAGUCCACUCGCUUCAAACCCACCCGCAUAAUCUUCUACCGUGAUGGAGUGCCGGAGGGACAGCUCCCACAGGUGAGGGGGCCUUUUUUCCUCAGUAGUACCCGCGGGAAUGGAUCCUGCACAGGAAACUUCGGUUCACAUUAGGCGGAAAGGACAGAGGUUUGCAGUAGGUACAGGUUAGGAAUUGCCCAGUUUAAGGUGAGCUUCAGUAGUAGAUAAGUUCUGUUGAAUUUGACUAACUGGAUUUUUGUAAACCGCUUUAAGAUAUUUUACAAUCAAGUGGUGUAUAAAUUUUAUGAAAUAAAUAAAGGUCCAUUUAGUCUAGGUCUGGGGGACCUGUGGCCCUGCAGAUGAUGAUGGUGGGGAUUAUGAUUUUGUUGACAGCCAUAACUUCCACCAUCCCAUUUGUCUUGGUGGCUGGGAUUGAUGGAAACUGGUGCCCAAUAACAUCUAAAGGGCCCCAAAUUUCCCAGCCCUGGCUUAUGGGAGACCCAGAGGCAGGGCACAAGGGCAACAGCUACUGAUUUUCAGGAGUAAAUGUUUCAGGAGGGUCCAUUUAGGUAUUAAUAGCUGUUGAUAGGCCUCUCUUUCUUCGUGAUUUUUGCCUCCCCCCCCCCUUAAAGCCACCUUAAGCCUGUAGAUGUGUCUACAACUUGGGGCAGCCAGUUCAGUAAAUUAACCAUACAUUUGUCCUACAAAGUGCUUUUAUCUUUUGUUGAGUUGUGCUAAAUUCACUUCCAGUCCAUUUUACUGGGUGAAAAAGUUUUCAAUUAGCUGUAAUCGUGCCUUAGAAUAAGGUGGCCUCAAUCUUUUUUUUAAUUAAAAAAAUACUCUUCAUAUGAUCAAGCAAAAAAUAAUAAUAAAAAUAAAUGGCUCAGUGAAUAGAUUAUCUUUCUAGAAACAGAAGUGGGGGCAGCAUGGUGUUUUCUUUUUCCUUCUACCUUUUAAAGCAUUACGGCUGCUUUUCUCUUAGAUCCUUCAUUAUGAGCUCCUGGCCAUCCGUGACGCCUGCAUCAAAUUGGAGAAGGACUACCAGCCAGGCAUUACUUACAUUGUUGUGCAGAAACGACACCACACUCGCCUCUUCUGUGCAGAUAAGAAUGAGAGGGUGAGGAUCAGUGAUGGGGCAUGCUUCAAAUUAAUUCUUUUGGUUGUGUAAACACAGAUCAACGAGGCCUAACAAGUGGCUAUUGGGGGAUUGCUGAUAGCAGUAAUAAAGCUUGAGAGGUUUAUGAUACGAAGCUAAUUUAAUUUUUCUCUUUUAUUUUGUUUGGCACAGGAGUUCCCUAACUAACUUGCUUGAGAUCCCUAAAGGAUAGUGGAGGCAUCCCAGGCAAUUGCUUUUUCUUAGCCUUGCUUAACAUCCAUCUUUCUUAGCAUCUUGCUUAAACAUCCCAGACAAUUGCUCUUGCCUAAGGGUGCGAUACUCUCCCCGAUGCUUUUCAACAUCUUUAUGCGCCCCCUCGCCCAGCUUGUUCGGAGUUUCGGGCUGGGUUGCCAUCAGUAUGCCGAUGACACCCAACUCUAUCUGUUGAUGGAUGGCCAUCCUGACUCGGCCCCAGACACACUGACCAGAUGUUUGGAAGCUGUGGCUGGAUGGUUACGUGGGAGCCGGUUGAAGCUAAAUCCUUCGAAGACAGAGGUCCUGUGGCUGGGACGGGGCGAUAUGGGAUUCGGGGGGGCAACGCCCAGCUCGUGCGGGGGCGCAAUUAGUGCCAGCACCGGCCGUUAAGAGUUUGGGUGUAAUCUUCGACACCUCCCUUUCCAUGGAGGCGCAGAUUGCAGCUAUAACAAAGGCGGCAUUUUUCCAUCUCCGCCAAGCUAAGCAGUUGGCUCCUUACCUCUCUCGCCCUGACCUAGCCACUGUGAUCCACGCGACGGUCACCUCCAGACUGGAUUAUUGUAACUCGCUUUACGUGGGGCUGCCCUUGAGACUGACCCAGAAACUCCAGCGGGUGCAGAAUGCUGCAGCGAGACUCCUUACGAGGUCUUCGCUGCGAGAUCACAUACACCCGGUGCUAUACCAGCUGCACUGGCUCCCGGUGGAGUACAGGAUCAGGUUUAAGGUGCUGGUUUUAACCUUUAAAGCCCUAUACGGCCUAGGACCCUCGUACCUACGGGACCGCCUCUCCUGGUAUGCCCCACAGAUAAACUUACGGUCUUCAAAUAAAAACAUCUUGAAGGUCCCAGGCCACAGAGAAGUUAGGCUGGCCUCAACUAGAGCCAGGGCUUUUUCGGCUGUGGCUCUGAUCUGGUGGAACACUCUGUCACAAGAGACCAGGGCCCUGCGGGACUUGACAUCUUUCCGCAGGGUCUGCAAGACAGAGCUGUUCCACCAGGCCUUUGGCCAGGGCACAGCCUGACUCCCUCCCUCGGCAAUCUUCGCGGAGCUCUGGCCCAAUGGUUGCCAGUGGCUUGAAUUAAUUAAUUUUAUAAUGAAUGAUUUUAGAGUGUUGUUUAUACUGUACUUUUGUAUUGUUUUAUUGUUGUUAGCCUCCCUGAGCCCGGCUUCGGCUGGGGAGGGCGGGAUAUAAAUAAAAUUUAUUAUUAUUAUUAUUAUUGCUAACAGCAUUUACGCUUUUGUUUCCUUUGUAAUAAACUCUGCAGAUCGGUAAAAGUGGGAACAUUCCAGCAGGAACAACAGUGGAUACAAACAUUACUCAUCCAUUUGAGUUUGACUUCUACCUGUGUAGUCAUGCUGGCAUUCAGGUACUGUGUAUUAAUGACCUUUUUUAUUUAGAGAGAGGAGGUGAUUUAGAUAAUAGCCGGAACCCCAAAGUAUACUUCAGUCUUCCUACUCCUAUAAUCCCUGUUCUCUUUUUGCGGAGGGAGUCAAUAGCAAGGAAGGAGCUGGUGAAUGGGCACCAGCUUAUUGUGGCUCCCUGAAGCAGAGGUUCUAUGGGGGCUGUAGAUCUGGGGAUGGAGCAGCAGUUGGCUCUGUUACAUGGAGUUGACCACGAGGGAAGAUAAAACAAAGGGACCAAGUUGAGGCGGUGGCCUCUGGGUUUUGUGGGUCACCAUAGUGGUGGUUGGAAUUUACCUAGAGGUUCUUGAAUGCACAGAGCACUUCAUAUUAGCUAAGUAAUCCAUACGUCAGCCUAGUAAGAUGUUGAUAUUAUUAUAUCCAUAAUGCCAGUGGGGAUUGGAAGCUGGGGGAGUUCUUGUCUAAGGCCACCUAGCACAGGGGUGGCAAACCCAUGGACCAGAUUGCGUGUGCAUUGGCUGCUUUUGCAUGCAGCCUUUGGACUGAAAAGGUUAGCCACUACCUCUGUAGAUGGACCAUCUUUCCACUGCACUUAGGAAGUUAUCAUCAUUCCUCCCUGUGUACCCUACUGAGUCCAGUUCUUCUUCCCAUCCAGGGUACAAGCAGACCUUCCCAUUAUUACGUUCUUUGGGAUGACAACCGGUUUACAGCGGAUGAGCUUCAGAUUCUCACCUACCAGCUUUGCCACACUUAUGUACGCUGCACUCGCUCAGUCUCUAUCCCAGCACCAGCAUACUAUGCCCGCUUGGUGGCAUUUCGGGCGCGAUAUCACCUUGUGGACAAAGAGCAUGACAGGUGAGCAGCUGGGUGUCUGUACAUGUAGUAUCUCUACUUGUUUGUUUCCGUGCAUGGAGCAGGAUAGACUAGGGCAGUUACAUGGCUCCAUGGUAACUUGUUUUCCUUCACCAUCAUCACUGUGUGGUGGAAGCCCAAUGACACCUGGGUUUGAAUGUGUGUCUUCAGUUCUGAAGGAACAUAUUUGUAUGUCAGGUACAUCCCAUUUGUAGAGUCCCUGAUGGGUUGAUUGUCGCAUUAUUCCACCAAUAGGCAUGGUGCUUUAUGGAGCACAAGAGGGCAGGUCGCUGCUCGAAGGGGUUGCCAUCUGAAAAACAACUGAAGGAGGGGAGGGGAAGUGGGAGGCAGAAGAGGGAAACAAGGGAAGGGUAUAUGAUUGUUUCAGUUACACAUACCUAGGGUUAUAUGCAUUGCUAGUUCUUUGCAGAGUAGAUCCAUAGAAAUUAAUGGGCCGGAGCUAGUCCUGUGUAUUAAUUUCAUGGAUCCACUCUUGAGUAGAACUAGCACUGGGUAGGGUCCUUAGGCUUUGUUGAGAAAAGGGCAGGGUUGAUGAAUCUGUGGGCCUGCUAGAGUUGCCGUCAUUAUUGGGUACAGGUGGUGGGCAGCAUGGAUCCCCCCCUCCCACCCAAGCCGAUUCUAUGCCACGGUGUGUUGGUAGCCAGCCUGGCCAAUGAUCAGGGAUGGUGGGCUUUGUACUGCAGAGAAUUUGGAGGGCUUCUGAUUAGCUAACCCAAGAUAACAGAAAUGGCAUGAUACACCCCCUGUUUUUACUGUGCGAACCAGUGAGGCGUACGGCCUGAGAGAACUGAGGACCAGUCAAGAGACCCGGAAGGCCGCAUUUGGCUACCUGUCCUGUGGUUCCCUACUUCUGUCUUAAAACAUAAUAUUAUUGAAAAAUAAAUCUAUUACGUCGUAACUUGUCAAAAAAGGCACUCAAAGGCUUUGCAGUCAGCCAGAUGCUGGAAGCUUAACUGUUAAAGAGGUGGUGCAGAAUGGGGUGGACUCGAGAGAGCUCAGUCCCAGGUAGAACAUCUCACAGAUGUUCACUGUUGAGAUCCUUGAAGGUUCUUCCUUGUCCGGCAGCAGCACCAAUGAUCAGUGAAUGACCACUAGAGAAGAUUCUGCAGAUCACGCUGAGCUGACCGGAGGUCAGAGUUUGGUCUUUAGUUUUCUAGGUGCAAAUAAUUUAUUUGCCCCAGAGAAGGGUUAUAGCACACCUGGCAAGUCCUUUCUGUGCAGCCAUACUUUAUACUUAUUUUUGGCUAUGUCUGGAUAUUUGUGAUUGUAACGCGAGUGGCGCCAUGGUCUAAACCACAGAGCCUAGGUCUUGCUGAUCAGAAGGUUGGCAGUUGGAAUCCCCGCAAUGGGGUGAGCUUCUGUUGUUCAGUCCAGCUCCUGCCCACCUAGCAGUUUGAAAGCACGUCAAAGUGCAAGUAGAUAAAUAGGUACUGCUCCGGCGGGAAGGUAAACGGCAUUUCCGUGCGCUGCUCUGGUUCACUAGAAGCGGCUUAGUCAUGCUGGCCCGGAACUGUCUGUGGACAAACACUGGCUCCCUCGGCCAGUAAAGCGAGAUGAGCGCCGCAACCCCAGAGUCGUCCGCAACUGGACCUAACGGUCAGGGGUACCUUUACCUAAGACAGUUUUCUGCUAGGGCAAUACUGAUUUGCUUGCAGGCUUCUUACCUGGAAUGGAAGCAAUUCAUAAGUAGUGGUUUUAUAUGUUGACAACUAAUGCUUUGUUCUCUUUUCCCCCUCGCACCCUGUUUCUUCCACUUUCAGCGGAGAAGGCAGUCACAUAUCUGGCCAGAGUAAUGGUCGAGACCCUCAGGCCCUCGCCAAGGCCGUACAAGUUCAUCAGGACACUUUACGUACCAUGUACUUUGCUUGA
Molecule: messenger RNA, 40411 nt
Organism: Podarcis lilfordi (Lilford's wall lizard)
Lineage: Eukaryota; Metazoa; Chordata; Lepidosauria; Squamata; Lacertidae
Source: the annotation of a GenBank genome assembly